Messenger RNA from Lachancea meyersii CBS 8951, 1107 nucleotides. Lineage: Eukaryota; Fungi; Ascomycota; Saccharomycetes; Saccharomycetales; Saccharomycetaceae. The record is from the annotation of a GenBank genome assembly.
AUGUUCAAGUCCCAAUUCGCCAAAAAAUCGGUGAGAUUCUUCGCAUCAAAAAAACAACCUUCGAUUGGACGUUUCACUGGUAAACCAGACCCUGCUACCGGCAAGUACACAGUUUCGUUCAUUGAAGGUGACGGUGUGGGUCCUGAGAUUUCGAAGGCCGUCAAGGACAUUUUCGUGGCAGCCAAGGCCCCUAUCCAAUGGGAAAGCUGUGAUGUGAGCCCUCUUUUCAUUAACGGCCUGACAACGAUUCCUCAGCCAGCCCAGGAUUCCAUCAACAAGAACUUGAUCGCCUUGAAGGGCCCACUGGCCACUCCUAUCGGAAAGGGUCACAGAUCUUUGAACUUGACCCUGCGUAAAACUUUUGGUCUAUUCGCCAACGUGCGUCCUGCCAAGUCUGUGGAGGGCUACAAAACCGCAUACGACAACGUCGACCUGGUGCUAAUCAGAGAAAACACAGAGGGUGAGUACUCCGGUAUCGAACACGUUGUUGCUCCAGGCGUCGUCCAGUCCAUCAAGCUUAUAACUCAGGAUGCCUCUGAGCGUGUCAUCAGAUACGCCUUCGAGUACGCCAGAGCCGUUGAAAGACCAAAGGUCAUGGUCGUUCACAAAUCUACCAUUCAAAGACUAGCAGACGGUCUUUUCGUCAACGUGGCCAACGAAGUAGCCAAGGAAUACCCUGACAUCGAACUACAGACAGAGAUUCUAGACAAGACUGUGUUGAGCGUCGUCACUGACCCAUCCAAGUACAAGGACGUCGUUGUUGUGUGCCCCAACUUGUAUGGUGACAUCUUGUCUGACUUGAACUCUGGUCUAAGUGCCGGCUCUUUAGGUUUAACUCCAUCUGCCAACAUUGGCCAUCAAGUUUCUAUCUUUGAAGCCGUUCACGGUUCUGCUCCUGACAUUGCUGGCCAAAACAAGGCGAACCCAACUGCUUUGCUAUUGUCCUCCGUUAUGAUGUUGAACCACAUGGGCUUGACCGAAGUAGCUGCAAAAAUUGAAAAGGCUGUUUUCACCGCCAUCGCCUCCAGCCCAGAGAACAGAACUGCCGAUUUGGGUGGUAGUGCUUCUACCUCUUCCUUCGCCGAGGCAGUCAUCAGCAGAUUGUAA